GCGUGAGUCAAUGCAGACAUUGACUUCUUGUUUAUUUAACCCACUUCAUCUUUUUACUCAAACAUUUGAGUCAUUCAAAGAAUCGACUCCCACCAUGCAGCUCGACGAUAUCCUGAAAGUGAUUGGGGAAUUCGGACCAUAUCAGAAGCGAAUAUAUUUCCUGCUGUGCCUGCCAAUCCUCUUCGUGUCCAUGUUUGACAUACUAAAUGCUUAUCUGAUGUAUAACCCGACACACGUGUGUGCCACAAUUGCUUCCCCUUUUCAAAUAAAGGAAAUCUCCUCCGACUACUCCGACAAAUCUUCCAGUGUUAAUCCUGAUCAGUAUGAAUAUGGGGAAUGCAGUGUAACGAUUGGAAAUAACAGCAGUAAUACAACAUUGAAUGCAUGUUCGUCUUGGUCGUAUGAUAAGACUGUGUUUACUUCUACGUAUGUUUCUGAGUACAACUUAGUAUGUGACCAUGCUCUAACGGCAGCGUAUAUACAGGUCGUCAUGCACUCGGGGUCAAUGACAGGCUCAUUUGUUGAGGGUUUCCUAUUGGACAGGUUCGGGAGAAAACUUGCUUUGUGUGGAGGCAUUACCCUUGCCAUGGUGGUUGGUACAUGUGCCGCAUUCUCUCCUAAUAUCUACGUCUUUACAGUCCUUGGAUAUAUCCAGUCUUUGUUUUGUUCGUUCGUAUUCUCAGCAGCUUUUGUAUUAGGUUUGGAGCUUGUUGGACCGUCCAAACGUCGCUGGGCUGGGAUUCUGGUUAAUUUUUUCUAUUCAGCUGGGCUGAUGUUGUUAUCAGGAUUUGGAUAUGCAAUCCGUGAUUGGCAAUAUAUUCAAAUUGCAUGCUCUUUACCUUUGGCACUUUUCAUCUUUUACUGGUGGAUCAUUCCCGAAUCACCACGCUGGCUGAUCAGUCAGGGUAGAUAUAAAGAAGCCCAUGCUAUUAUCCGUACAAUAGCUAAAUACAAUAAAUGUGAAGACAAGCUGUUCCUUAACCAACUAACAGACGAUGAUGACGAGGAACCCGAACGGUUCAAAAUCUGGCACCUUUUCUCGUCUUGGUCCAAUAUUGUCAGAUGUGUGAUAAUCUGGGUAAACUGGAUGGUUAUCUAUAUAACAUACUUUGGAUUUUCCUUAAAUGCUGCUAAUCUAAGCGGGAACUUUUACCUCAAUCAUCUACUCGCUGGCCUUGUCGAAUUUCCAGCUAACGCUGUUGCGUUUGUAUUGUUGGAUAGGAUUGGGCGGAAAAAACUCUUUAUCUUAGGGAUGGUUAUCGGCGGAUUAUGUUUACUCUUGACAGGUGUAUUCGAACAUUUCUGGCCUGUUGAAAUAAUUUCUAUUUCGUUUGCUAUGGUGGGAAAAUUUGGAAUAACGAUCGGAUAUGCCGUGGUAUAUGUGUGGUCAGCCGAACUAUUCCCCACAGGACUACGGAGUACAGGACUAGGCUUAGGAUGCAUGUUUGGCGAUUUAGGAUAUAUAUUUGCGCCUUACGUUUUACAACUGACUCGACGUGUCCCGGGCUAUGGACGUGUUCUACCGUUAUUCCUGUUCGCUGUGUUGGCAUUGGGAGUCUCGUUUCUCACUCUUUUGUUACCUGAGACGACGAUGGAAUCACUUCCAGAGACAAUGCAAAUUCACCCAGAAAAAUUCGAGUCUCCUAAAGAUAGCAGUCAGAGGAGGAUAUCAGGAGAUAAGCUGACAGUGGAGGAGUCGUUAUUAUAAAUCUAGACAUUUGCAGAGUUCACUUAUCAGCUGUUUUAUAUUGGUGAAUUACGAACAAUUAUUUUACCCUCGUAUUUUUCUGCACAUCAACACAAAGAGUACUGUGACAACAAACAACAUCUUAUUUAGAAAUAAAUUAAAGUG
Molecule: messenger RNA, 1852 nt
Organism: Mizuhopecten yessoensis (Yesso scallop)
Lineage: Eukaryota; Metazoa; Mollusca; Bivalvia; Pectinida; Pectinidae
Product: organic cation transporter protein-like
Exons: 11
Coding region: 11-1708 (565 amino acids)
Biological process (GO): transmembrane transport
Cellular component (GO): membrane
Molecular function (GO): transmembrane transporter activity
Source: RefSeq, a predicted model, not a curated record